AUGUUUAUUCCAGAUUAACGAAAUUUGGGAGGAAGAUAAAUUAUUUGCAAUAUGGUUUGGAAUCAUCGACUCUCCCUUAAUAUUAUGGACGAUAAAUCUGCAGCCUCUCCAAUAUAGACAAAAAUGCAUACUCCUCGUUAAGGAUGCUACACAGAUAGACAAGGACAAAACAAGCCAUCUUUUUUUUUUCGAAGAAUACCUACUAGCAAUUACCAAAAAUAUAAAGAACUACUUUACAAAAAGCCAUUAUCAUUUCCUAAGAAUUAGCAUAAAAAAAAAUAUGACACAGAUAUUAAAAUAAUAGAUUGGAAUUUUGUUGAAAAGGAAAUUAACAAAUACGGGAAAGAAUUUUAUAAGGUGAAUCUACAUUAGUUCAUUUAAUCGUUUGCAAAAAAAAUGAACAUUAAAAAAGAAUAUGAUUUUGCUACUCUUAUUGAAAUGGUAUUAAAUUCCUAUCCAAAUAUUAAAUAAGAAGAUUUAAUCGAAAUAGCAUCUGAUAUUAUUGUUGAUGAACUUUGA
Messenger RNA from Paramecium primaurelia, 519 nucleotides. Lineage: Eukaryota; Ciliophora; Oligohymenophorea; Peniculida; Parameciidae. The record is from the annotation of a GenBank genome assembly.